Manduca sexta (tobacco hornworm) is the source of this 4082-nucleotide messenger RNA. RefSeq names its product dachshund homolog 2 (gene dac). Lineage: Eukaryota; Metazoa; Arthropoda; Insecta; Lepidoptera; Sphingidae. The record is from RefSeq and is a predicted model, not a curated record.
ACGGCGCGCACGACGGGUGUGUGAUGCGCGCGUAGUCUCUCUCGACGAGCAUGGAGUCCGCCGUGGACUCAGCGUCGACCGCGAGCGAGGUGAGCGGCUCCUCCGGGGGCUCGCCGAGGGUGAAGGCGGCGUCGCCGGCCAGGGCUCUGAGCCCGCCGCAGUUGCUGGCACCGCGGCUGCCGUUGCCGCCGCCGGGCCUGGGGCUGCUGGGCUCGCUGCAGAUGAUGCACCACUCGCCGCUGGAGCUGAUGGCGGCCGCGCACCACCACGGCCCGCCUCGGUACGGCAGCCCACCGCCGAUAUCCACCUCGGACCCGUCGGCCAACGAGUGCAAGCUGGUCGACUACCGCGGGCAGAAGGUGGCCGCGUUCAUCAUCCAGGGCGAUACGAUGUUGUGCCUGCCGCAGGCGUUCGAACUGUUCCUGAAGCACCUGGUGGGCGGUCUGCACACGGUGUACACCAAGCUUAAAAGACUGGACAUAGUGCCGCUGGUGUGCAAUGUGGAACAGGUGCGCAUCCUGCGCGGUUUGGGCGCCAUCCAGCCGGGCGUGAACCGCUGCAAGCUGCUCUCGUGCAAGGACUUCGACGUGCUCUACAAGGACUGCACCACCGCAAGGUGCCUGUCAAUGAAAGCGCCAGACAGCUCCAGACCGGGCCGACCUCCGAAGCGCGCCACAGGCGUGGGUCUAUCGUUGGCUGCCACCCAGUUCCCGGGACACCCCUUCAAGAAACAUCGGCUUGAGAACGGGGAGUACUCGCCUUAUGAAAACGGACAUAUGAGUGAAAUGGCUAGGCUGGAGAAGUCACCGCUUCUUGCUAAUGGCUACAACGCUCCCCCUACCCACCUUGGCCCCAUGGGCUUCAUGCACCAGCAUGCCCUGAUGUCGCCGGGUAUGCCGCACCACGGCGUGCCGCGACCCGACGGCUCCAUCAUCAAGGGACAACCCAUGCACAACAUGGAGGCGCUUGCAAGAUCUGGUAUUUGGGAGAAUUGUAGAGCGGCAUAUGAGGACAUCGUAAAACACCUCGAAAGAUUGCGUGACGAAAGAGGCGAUAUGGAGCGAGUCAUGGCGAUGGAUAAGGCUCGCGAUGGUUCACACAAUGGUUCCUCUCCAGGCCACAGUCCUGUGCUUAACCUGUCCAAGUCUGGCUCUGGAGGCGACCGCGAGCGAUCUGAACGGAGCGACCGCGACCGGGGCGAAGGCUCCGCCAGCGGGCGCAGCUCGGCCGCCUCCCGCAGGACGCCGCAGCCCCCGCGUCUCCCCUCCGCCGCCACGGCAGCCGCCUCGCCCCGGUCGCACUCCGACGACAGCGACGCCGCCCUCUCCGAUCAAGAGGAACACAACGUUAAAGACGAAGAUGAAGGAGCAGAGCUAAGCGACGGCGAGCGAGAGAUGCCGGCGUCGUCACCUGCGCCGGUGAGCUACGCGCAGCCCGCCGUCACGCCGCCCUCCGUGCCUGUCGACCCCACUGCUGACACGCUCGUGUCCUCCACAGAAACCCUGCUCAGGAAUAUACAAGGCCUGCUCAAGGUGGCGGCGGAUAACGCGCGACAGCAGGAGAGGCAGAUUAGUUACGAAAAAGCUGAACUGAAAAUGGACGUGCUUAGAGAAAGAGAGGUGAAAGACAACUUGGAACGACAACUAUUGGACGAGCAGAAGAUGAGAGUGAUGUACCAAAAGCGGCUAAAGAAAGAAAGGAAACAAAGACAAAUGAUUCAAGAACAACUCGACAUGGAACUAAAGCGACGACAAAAGAUAGAAGAAGCGCUCAAGCAGUCCGGAGCUCCUGCAGAAAUACUCAGAAUUGUAACUGAGAAUCUGACACCGGCAGCGCAAGAACAAGGGCGGCACGAGCGCGAGAACGGUUCGGAGAGCAAGCCGCCGAGUGCGGAGCCGCCAGCCGCCUCCCCUCCCUUCCAGCGCGAGCCGCCGCGCACCCCGGACAAGCCGCAGUGGAUACCCCCGCCGCCGGUCGACAUCAUGAGCGGCGGUGCCGCCUUCUGGCAGAACUACUCUGAGUCCCUGGCGCAGGAGUUGGAGAUGGAGCGCAAGUCGCGACAGCAGGCUAUGGAACGCGACGUGAAGAGCCCGCUCUCCGACCGCGCCGGCUACUACAAGAACUCGGUGCUUUUCAGCUCAGCCACUUAGCUGGCACACGCCGGGGCCAUGGACUUCCCCGACAACCAAGAGUACGAUAAAGAAGUCAACGAAUCGAGAAAACCAAUGAUCAGCGUCAAACCUGAAUUUAGGGAAAAAUAAAAUCCAAAGAUUUAGAUUGGCGAACAAUGGUAUACCGUCACACUAAUCUUUCAGAAUACCUACGCACGAACGAGUGUCUUUGAUAGUUCUCAAGAUUCGAAUGUUCAUCUUAUUGUUUAUUCUAUUCUAAGUUUUCGGCGUGAGGAUCUCAAUGAAGUUGUAGGUACUUCGUAUUAUUGAGAAUAAUUUGUAAAUAUUGUUAUUGAAUUCGUAAUAAGGAGGUUUCGUAACGUUCAACGGAGUCUCGUCAAAUUUUCUUCCAUAGUAAAAUUUGUAAAUAACACUUUAUAUAUUAUUAUUAGGAGUAAGACAUGCGGUUUUAUCGACGAUUCAAAUAUAUAAUUUAUUUUAUUCUUCAAUAUUUAAACCACGAGUAGUACCUUUACACUUAUCGUUAAAUGCCAUAUUUAUGUAAUAAGUAUUUUCUGUUGUUUAACUCUUGUGAUGUGCACAUUGGAUCAAGGUUAUUUGGAAACGUUCAAUCCGUAUCUACCUACUACAUACAUAUCAUAAGCUUUGAUGAAUUUUGUCGGUCAGAGAUCGAUUGAAACAAUGGUUGGAAUUGAUCAAAGACUGCUUUUGGAGUUUUGUUUUUUUCUAAAGUUGACUACACUAGUCUCGCCGUUGUUCUGUAAAGGGUGUUUAAGUUCCUAUAAGACCGUUUGUUUAAUAUUUGCAAAAGACCACCAUAUCGUCAGUAAAACUGAGUGACAGUAGGUAAACAUUAUGUCACCCAAAAAAGUAACGUUCAAUAUCAAUAAAGUAAUGUUAUGUGAUCUUCACUAUCACGUAAUUUAUUCAAUUUUAGUGCAAUGAUUAGUUGUAACUGAAACUAGUAUAUCUUUUUAAUCAUAAAAUGUACUAUAGAUGAUACCUUAAGUUAGUGGUUUUGAAAAGAUACAUUUUUACAAUUGUUUAUUGACUGAACAGUAAGAGAGAACACAGGCAGCAGAGACAGUGCGGUUCUCGACUAUUCGUACAAUGUAACGUUAAGUGUCUCGUUUUAACUUUGGUAAUGUAGACGCUGUAUAAAUAAUUAUAUUCGCUGUGUCUCGUAUCUGUAACGCAGUAUCGAUGUAUAUGAGUAGAAGUGCUAACGUAAGUUCAGUAGUUUUAAAAUUAUACAUAUAAAAAGUAUGAAAUGAUAGCGUUAUUUAUAUUGAUGCUUAGUUUACGAGACUUUGGAUGUCUUAAAUAGUUUUAAUAAGAUUUAGAGUAUAUGAAGCGGAGAAUUGGCGCUUGGCUAUUACGUGAUAUGAAAUACGUUUUUUGAGUAAUCAGGCGCAGAUGUCCGCGAUGACCGACAUUGAGUAACAACAGUAUACCUUAAUGUUUUAUUUGUUAUAAAUAAGUUAUUAAUAGUCAAGCGCCGAUACAAAUAUUCGAUUCAUACAAUUAAUUUGGUAAAUUAUCUGUAACGGAUAAUACGAUGUAAUGAAUAAAACUUAGUUGUUAUAAUAAAUGUUUAGCUGAUCACGAGUGACUGUGUAAAGAGCGUGAAUGUGGUCCUUCGUAUCAUUUGAUUAUUGUUUCAUCACAAAGUAAAUUGACAAUACUGAGUUAGGAUAUAACAGUUGUAAGUAGCCGGCCGGCACACAAAUACAGUAUUGUCUAUAAUUGUCUUGACGUUCAUAGUAUAGAUUUUUUCUUUAUUUAAAUGUUGAGGCUUCUCAGUCGAUGUACGUAUUAUUUCUUUGGGUAAUAGUACGCAGUUCAAGCAAACAUUAUUAUUUAUUAUAUGAUUAUUAUUGAUUUAAUUAAAAUUGUGUGUGUGCCUUGUAUCGUAGAUGAAAAUAUCAAGAUUAAAAGGGAAAAUUAUCA